Racocetra persica is the source of this 231-nucleotide messenger RNA. The record is from the annotation of a GenBank genome assembly. Lineage: Eukaryota; Fungi; Glomeromycota; Glomeromycetes; Diversisporales; Gigasporaceae.
AUGGCGGAUAUUACUUUAAAUUAUCAUGUCAGCAGUGAUUAUUCAAUUAAUAUUCCCCCAAAUACGACAGUCGCCAACCUUAAAAAUAUGAUUAGAAAUAAUGUUCCUUUUACCGAUUUUGAUCUCUACGUAAAUGAUACUGCUCGAGAAGUAAGAAAAUAUAUGGAUCCGCAAAAUAUGGUUUCACAAUAUUUUGAUAUUAAUAGACUGGGAAAUCACAUCCAUAUCCUU